AGACAGUACAGCGUCUUGAAAAAUCCCACAAAACAAUAUCAAUAUGGACCCACCGGAGCAACAUGCACCGCUGGUGUGUGUGAAUUGUAAGGCGCGUAAGAAAAAGUGCAAUAAAGUGCUACCAUCCUGUGGUUACUGCAUUCAAAAAGCACUGGACUGCCGAUAUGUUUCACAUCCACCCAAAGUGCCUUCUCCCGGCCACACUACUGCAUCGCCGGGAAAAGGUGUCGGGCUCGAAUGCAUCCAUCCUCUGACUCGUUCUUCAUUCCUGCUCAUGGACUCGGUCUCCAGUUCAUCACCGUCGGAGGUGGUUCCUUUGGAGCCGCUGAUGGACCCGACAGCCAUUGACAUGACCCUGUAUCUGCAAGCCCGUCGGGUCAUUCAAACCACCGGUCAAUUUGUCGACGAUAUCAGCGUGCGUUAUUUUCAGGGAAUCCAUCGCCAUCUGCCAAUCAUCUCACGCAAACAUUUUCAUGAUCAACUCAUUCAUAUUGGCGCUUCCCCUCCACCGGGCUUUUCUAUCCUCCUGCUGAGUAUCUGCUUGCUGACAUACCACCCAAAAUUGUUGCCUCAAACUCCACCACCUGUCGGCCGUGAACCCCUUUACCUUUCUGUCAAAUCGCUCUUUGCCCAGGUCCAGGCUUUUUUCCCCCCUUCUGUCGAUUUCAUUCAGGCUGGCGUCCUUCUGGCGUUGUAUGAGUAUGCCAAUGGGAGACCAGAUGAUGCGUUUCUAUCCAUCGCUGGCUGCGCACGGAUGGGAUAUGCCUCUGGUCUGCACCGUGGGCGGCCGACAGUCUUUCCAGCAUCCGACGACGACGAAGCGGCCAAUACGUGGUGGGGGAUUGUCAUCUGUGAAAGAUUAUUCUUUUAUGAAAUAUCGACUAAGGAUCAGCCUCUUGCAACUGCAAUUCCCAGUCAUGCGCAACUGCCGACAACAACAGAGCACAAUGGUCAAGAUGGCACGAUACCACCAUUGCCAGCCGGCUCAACAUCAAUCGAAAUGACCGGGCUUCAGCACUCUGCCCACGCGGCGUGGCUUUUGGAUCAAGUCUUAGAAACCAUCAAGUACCCAGAGCUGAAUGCUCGAUUUUUCCACCUGAACAAACUCGAUACUUCACUACAGUCCUUUCUGGUUGUUGUUAUGGAGCGGUGCAAGGGUGCCUGGGGUGUAUUUUGUGGGGCGAUUGCAACGACUAUCAGGACUUUGUUCAUGCUACACUGGCACAUUUUAGGUCAAUCCUCCAAACUCAACAAUCCCAUAGACGAAUGGAGGAAAAAGUCUCAUGAUGCCUUAGAUACAGUCACUAAGAUGGUUGUUGACAUUGCCGAUUCACAUGAGAAUAUGGCUCCGCACUUGAUCGAUUCAUUGCCUCCAAGCUGUGUCUAUAUCAUUCAAGCGGCAUUAAAGCAUAUCAAUGAUAGCCCAGGUUUGAAUAACAACCUUGGGUUUCAAGAGAUAGUCAAGCGAUUGAAAUUGUCUUUGAACCAGUUCAAUCAUCGUUGGGGGGUUAAUCAUUUGUGA
Molecule: messenger RNA, 1522 nt
Organism: Aspergillus glaucus CBS 516.65
Lineage: Eukaryota; Fungi; Ascomycota; Eurotiomycetes; Eurotiales; Aspergillaceae
Product: Zn(II)2Cys6 transcription factor
Exons: 4
Coding region: 44-1522 (492 amino acids)
Biological process (GO): DNA-templated transcription; regulation of DNA-templated transcription
Cellular component (GO): nucleus
Molecular function (GO): DNA-binding transcription factor activity, RNA polymerase II-specific; DNA binding; zinc ion binding
Source: RefSeq, a predicted model, not a curated record